AUGGAAGGUUUAGAUGUUAUGGUAGAAAAUAACAGAGCUUCAGCACGGAAUGACACCACUAUCUCCAAUGGAACUGUACAGUUGCAACCAACAGUUUCAAAGAGUUUCUUUAGCACAAAGUCCAAGCAGAAGAAUUAUACUUCGCUCAAUGCUGUUACUUCAGUCGUUGACGGUUUAAAAGUAUUGUACAAUGAAAAGCUAAAGCCUCUAGAAGCUACUUACCGGUUCAAUGAUUUUGUUUCUCCUUUUCUGACUAGUAGUGACUUUGAUGCAAAACCUAUGGUCAUGCUUUUGGGUCAGUACUCAACUGGGAAAACAACAUUUAUCAAGCACUUGCUCAAAUCCAACUAUCCAGGUGCUCAUAUUGGACCCGAGCCAACUACUGACCGAUUUAUUGUUGUCAUGUCUGGGCCCGACGAAAGGAGUAUUCCUGGCAAUACAGUAGCAGUUCAGGCCAACUUGCCAUUCACUGGUUUGACUACUUUUGGUGGAUUUUUUUUGUCAAAAUUCGAGUGUUCGCAAAUGCCACAUCCCCUGCUCGAGCAUAUUACUCUUGUCGACACUCCUGGGGUUUUAUCCGGUGAAAAACAACGUACACAGAGAAACUAUGAUUUCACGGGUGUCAUAUCAUGGUUUGCUGCAAAAUGUGAUAUGAUUCUCCUUUUGUUUGAUCCCCAUAAGCUUGACAUUAGUGAUGAGUUCAAGCGGGUGAUUUCAUCACUACGUGGUCAUGAUGACAAAAUACGAGUUGUUUUGAACAAAGCUGAUCAAGUCGACACUCAACAGGCAAGUUUUUACCAAUCGAGUAGAUGA
Striga hermonthica is the source of this 813-nucleotide messenger RNA. The record is from the annotation of a GenBank genome assembly. NCBI's taxonomy places the organism in Eukaryota, Viridiplantae, Streptophyta, Magnoliopsida, Lamiales, Orobanchaceae.